Messenger RNA from Ectocarpus sp. CCAP 1310/34, 306 nucleotides. Lineage: Eukaryota; Phaeophyceae; Ectocarpales; Ectocarpaceae. The record is from the annotation of a GenBank genome assembly.
AUGCUGAUUUUUUUGCACUGGGUGACACCUGUUCUGGCGUGCUUAGCAGAAGGGCCAUGCGCAAUCUUUCGCGGCGCGCUUGUGCUGCUAGACGUUGCAUGAUGUGUGUGCUGUUGAUGUGCAUUUUGUGUCCUCAGCAACAUCAUGCGUUCAGCCGCGUUUGUCGGAUCGCAUCCGAUCCUGCGUGUUUCUAAUGUUGUUGUGUUGCCUACUGAAAGGCAACGGAAGGGCACUGAUCAAACGGGUAGAACACUGUUAGAUUGCCCAUCGCUCGGGGUGAGGCAUUCGUGGUACCCGAGAGAGAGA